AUGUCAGGACAAGACUCUGGAAUGGCGGCCAUGAUGGGAAAAGGCACCUCUGACUGCCUCCCGUUGUGGGCAAGUGCUGAUGGGCUCAUCAAAGGCAUAGGUAAACAGGUCCUUGAGAGCCGCAUUUUUGUAGCCCAGCCCCUCUGCAGCACUCCAAAACUCCCUGGCAAAUUCCCUCAAAUUAUUCCCCUCUUGCUGGAGGGAACUCAAGGCUUCCACUUGAAGCUGCUUGUCCCUAGUCCAUGUUCUGCUGCAACCACAAAGAAGUGCAGCUCCAUCUAUAAAGGGUUUGCCCAGUGUCUGCUUGCCCUAGGAGACAGUCUGUCUGUCAGCUCCCAAAAAGACGAGGAUACGCAGGAGAUCGACUCUAUUUGCAAAUCCUGGGAUGAUUUUCAUGACUGUGCAAAUGUGGCCAUGGCCGGCUGCCCUGAGGAGGCUGCUGUGGUGUGGGAGUCUCUGAGACAAGAGUCCAAAAAGAUGCAGUUUUCUGGAAACCUGUAUGAGAUGUGCUCCAGUCGUAGCCAAUCAGCAGCUGCCUCUGAUUCCCAAAGCCCCGAUGAGACCAAUCAGGAGUCGUUAAAGGGAUGCGCUAGUCAUACAAGCCUGACCUUUCUGACCUUCUGUUUGCCUGUACUACUACUGUUUCCAUGGAUAUAAUCGCAUCUCAAGACUCACCUCAGAGUUCAAAUAUUCAGCACAUAAGACAACGAUACUGACUGGUUUGGUUAUGACAUUUUCAUGUAGUAGAAUAAGAUUAAUUUUAUGCUUCAAAUCAAAUUUUUCAGAACAAAAAGAAUGAAGAAUUUCCACACAAAGGACACUUGUUUUCAACAAACACGUUUUCAGGUCCAAACGCUUGCUUCUAUUAUUUAUUUUUUGUUGAUUUAAAAUCUUCUUAAAAUAGCAAACUUCAUUUUAAGCACAAUCAAGGCACACAUUUCAUUCAUAGGAGGACCAAAAUGCACCUCAAACGACUCCAGGCCUGACAAGGACGAAUCAAAGAUGGCGAAAGACAAUUCUAAACAUUUGAACCCCUUCAUCUAAGAGGAAAUUAAAAGAAGGUCUACUGCAAUAGAUUAUCACAUUGGUGAGCUAUGAGUAUCAAAGCAAUGUAAAGAGCCCUCAAAAAUGUUAUUAUUUCACUCUGUAGUGUAAUCUUCUUUUGUAGGAUCCUGAGAGGAUUAAGUUUAAGGAUUACACCAAAUAAAAGUAAAUCUAAGCAACACGGCUCUGGGAACAGGCUUGUCAGACUUUGCAGUCUAUAGUCUGAAUGCCUUUGGGUGACGGUUUAAACCCAGUUUAUUAAUGACGGGUUCAUUGAUUCAGUUUAACGAACAGCACAACAUUAUGCUUCAAGGUGUUUUUGUACUAGUCUGAAUCAGUAUGGAACUGCUCUUCAUUU
Sinocyclocheilus anshuiensis is the source of this 1402-nucleotide messenger RNA. Its product is annotated as neuritin-like protein. The record is from RefSeq and is a predicted model, not a curated record. Lineage: Eukaryota; Metazoa; Chordata; Actinopteri; Cypriniformes; Cyprinidae. The transcript has 4 exons. The coding region runs from base 1 to 657 and encodes 218 amino acids. Gene Ontology annotation, cellular component: plasma membrane. Gene Ontology annotation, biological process: nervous system development; neuron projection extension.